GCAGGCGCAGUUCUCAGGUGGCGAUGUAGGAGGGGGUAGGGCAAGUUAGUCCCCUUCAGGCAACGGUUUUUAGGUGGCUCCCGGGGCUCCCUUGGAAGCCCACAGGCCCCAGCUCUGCCAGCAGGCAAAGGUAUGGAGGAUCCCUCUCCAGAGCAGAAAUGAGUCCUGGGAGGAGACACAACUGACACCUGGGACCUUUCACAGGAGCAAGGGCAGUGCCUCCUGACUGUCCUGCCUGGCGGGACCCAACUUGGGUGAGGGCCGUGGCCAUGGAAGCCUGGGAGCCAGUGCUGGGAGAGAGAGCCGAUAUGAAAGGCCAGCUACAAAGGUGUGGAGAAUGGAAGCGAGAAGAAAAGGAGGAGGUGACGUCUGCAUUCUGGACAGCCCAGGCCAAGGAAUCAGUCACUUUCAAGGAUGUUUCCGUGGACUUUACUCGGGAAGAGUGGGGACAACUGGACCCUGCUCAGAAGAACUUGUACAGGGAUGUGAUGCUGGAGAACUACAGGAACCUGGUCUCCUUGGGGCUCCAGGUUUUUAAGCCAGAUGUGAUCACCAGGUUGGAGCGAGCAGAAGCACCUUGGACAUUGGACAACAAAGUCCUCAGACCCUCCUGUCCAGAUUGGGAAAUGAAGCCUGAGAUCAAGGAGGCCUUUUCAAAACGGGGAAUGUAUAUGGAAGAGUCAUUGCCAGAAAAAUUAAAGAGUGAUGAUCCCUGGGAUUGUCCCUUGGGACCAGUGUGGAACUAUGAUGGGAAGUUCAAGAAGCAACGCAGGGGUCAAGAGAAAGAGUCAAGGGAAGUAAUGGUCAUCCCCAAGAAAGUACCCAGUGAGAUGAGAAGCCAAGCAGAUAAUUUUGGGAGGAAUUUUGGACAAAUGUCAUUUCUUGUUGCACAGCAGAAUAUUGCUACAAAAAGGAGUCUUCAUCAAUAUGAUACAGAUGGAAAUGGCUUUAAACAGUAUUCAGAACUCAUUAAAUAUAAUGGAAUUUCCCCAGGGUUGAAGCCUUAUAAAUAUGAAUACAGUAAAGCUUCCAAUUCUGACUCACACCUUAUUCAGUACAAUAAAAUACCUCCUAUGGUGAGAAUCUCUGAUAUUGACAAAUUUGGCAAAGCCUUCCAACAAAAGAAGCACCUUAUUCAACCUCAGAUAAAUCAUGCUGGACACAAAGUCUAUAAAUGUGGUGAAUGUGGAAAAUUCUUCAGACAGAGCAUGCACCUUAUUCAGCACCAGAGAAUUCACACUGGAGAGAAACCAUAUAAUUGUAAUGAAUGUGGAAAAGCCUUCAGGCAGAAAAUUCACCUCAUUCGACACAAAACACUACAUAGUGAAGAGAAGCCCUUUAAAUGUAAUCAUUGUGGUAAAUGCUUCAGUGACAGCUCAUCACUCAAUGUACAUCAGAGAAUUCAUACUGCAGAAAAACCCUAUCAUUGUAAUGAGUGUGGCAAAGCCUUCAGCCUGAGUCAAUACCUUAUUCAACACCAGCAAAUUCAUACCACUGAGAAACGUUAUAAAUGUAGUGAGUGUGGCAAAGCCUUCAGCCUGAGUCAGUACCUUAUUCGGCAUCAGAAGAUACAUACUGGAGAGAAACCCUAUGAAUGCAAUGAAUGUGGGCAAACCUUUACACAGCAAGGAAGUCUUACUCAGCAUCAGAGAAGCCAUGCUGGAGAGAAACCCUAUAAAUGUACUGAAUGUGGAAAAGCAUUUGGCCGGAGUCUGUAUCUUACUCGACAUCAGAGGAUUCACACUGGGGAGAAGCCCCAUAUAUGUGGUGAAUGUGGAAAAUCUUUUAACGAUACCGCAGUCCUUGCUUUACAUCAGAGAAUUCAUACUGGAGAGAAACCUUGUAAAUGUAAUGUUUGUGGAAAGGCCUUCCGCCACACAAACCAGGUUACUCAGCAUCAGAGAAUUCAUACCGGAGAGAAACCUUACAAAUGUAAUGAAUGUGGGAAAGCUUUCACUCACUGUGCUGGCCUUACUCAUCAUCAGAGAAUUCAUACUGGAGAAAAGCCCUAUAAAUGUGAUGAAUGUGGAAAAGCCUUCAAACAGAAAGUUUACCUAACACAGCAUCAGAGAACUCAUACUGGAGAGAAACCCUAUAAAUGUGAUGAAUGUGGUAAGACUUUCAGGCAGUGCUCAGCACUAAUUUCUCAUAAAAGAACUCAUACUGGAGAGAAACCCUACACAUGUAGGGAAUGUGGAAAGGCCUUCAGUCAUAGCUGUAGCCUUACUCUGCAUCAGAGAAUUCACACUGGAGAGAAACCCUAUAAAUGUAAUGAAUGUGGCAAAGCAUUUAGCCAAAAUAUAUUCCUUACUAGACACCAGAGAACUCAUACUGGGGAAAAACCCUUUAAAUGUAGUGAAUGUGGGAAAGUGUUUAGCCAGAGUAUGUCUCUUACCCGCCAUCAGAAAACACAUACUGGGGAGAAACCCUACAAAUGUGAUGAAUGUGGAAAAGGCUUCAUCCAGAAGAUACAGUGUAUUCAACACCAGAAAAUUCAUUCUGGAGAGAAACCUUAAGAACAGAGCUUGUAAGAAAGGCUUCCAGUCAUUGCAGAUGCAUAAUCACUCAACAACCAAGAAUUCCUACUGUGAUAGAAAAGUUAUAAAUAUUACAAAAGUUAUCAAUGUAAUGAGUGUUAGAAGGCCUUCAAGUGUAGUUUAUUCCUCAACACAGCUUUCAAAAUAGAAAUUAAAAAAGCUUUAGUCAUAUUUGUCAUUUAUUGAUCAACAAAUAUUUAUUAAGCACCCAUUCCAUGCACCAGAAAUAUGAAUACAAAGAAUGAAGCCAUCCCUGCUCUCAAGAAGCUUACAUUAAAUAAAAUUUAAGACAACAAUUGGUACAUGAAACCGAGAAAGAAAAAUAGUCAUCUCUUUCCUGCAAUACUCUACUGCCAUUAAGUGGUAGUUGAUUUAUGCCCUCCUAAAAAGGAAAUGCAUAGGGCUAAAAGUCUUAAAAUAAGAUCUCUGAGAAACAUGGACCUCUAAGGUCACUUGCAGAUCUAAACCUAAGACCCUAUUACCCAUGUGAACUAAUGCAGAACACAACAGAUCCAGGUGAACAACAUACAGCAUGACUACCAUGACAUACAUGGGAGCCACACUAAAAGGUAGCCGAACUCUGAUUAAACACAAUAAGCACUCUUGGUUCCAGACAACAUACGAUGACGCGUACUUCCCUUUGAGAGUCGGGAAACAACAGGCAUGGAAUGUUGCAUGUGCUGUCUGACACAAUGCUGAUUUAACUUUUUUUUCUUUGUUACGAGGGAGGGUUCUGGGAGGGUGAGGGUGGGAAAAGGUAGAUAAGGAAAUCAUGGUGCUGUAAAAGGGGCACAAAUAAAGCAAAAUAAAGCUUCCUAAUACACUGUGCUUUCUUGAAAAUGAAAGGUGAACUUACUGAAAUUUUGGUAUCCAAACUUAAAUGGCAUUUUUGUGAGGGAAUA
Molecule: messenger RNA, 3439 nt
Organism: Trichosurus vulpecula (common brushtail)
Lineage: Eukaryota; Metazoa; Chordata; Mammalia; Diprotodontia; Phalangeridae
Product: zinc finger protein 260-like
Exons: 6
Coding region: 270-2516 (748 amino acids)
Biological process (GO): regulation of transcription by RNA polymerase II
Molecular function (GO): RNA polymerase II cis-regulatory region sequence-specific DNA binding; DNA-binding transcription factor activity
Source: RefSeq, a predicted model, not a curated record